CGAGAUACUGGUUCAACUACCGCCAUAUGGCGAACGCUCUGGGGAUGUAUCGCACCGUAAAGCGGCUCGGGAUACCAGACUCGAACAUCAUUCUCAUGCUGGCGGACGAUGCGGCGUGUAACGCUCGGAACAAGUACCCGGGUACCGUUUAUCACUCGGCUUCCAAAUCCCUCGACCUCUACGGAGAUAACAUCGAAGUCGACUACCGGGGAUACGAAGUCACUGUGGAGAAUUUCCUGCGUGUUCUGACAGGACGAGUGCCGUCAUUUGUGCCACGGUCAAAGCGCUUGCUCAGUGACGACCGGAGUAAUGUCUUUGUCUACAUGACCGGGCAUGGCGGCAAUGAGUUCCUGAAGUUCCAGGACAACGAGGAAAUCUCGGCAUUCGAUAUCGCCGAUGCUAUCGAGCAGAUGUGGCAGAAGGGCCGAUACAAUGAGCUCUUGUUCAUGAUUGACACUUGCCAGGCCAACACGAUGUACAGCAAGAUAUAUUCGCCUAACGUCCUGGCCACUGGGAGUGCGGAAGGAGGCGAGAAUUCGUACUCAUACGAGAACGACAACGACAUUGGCGUCGCCGUCAUCGAUAGCUUCACUCAUUGGGUGCUUGAAUUCAUGGAAGGCAUCAACAAGACAAGUGAUGCUACCAUGGCCGAUCUUUUCAAGACGUAUUCUUUUGACAAGAUACACUCGCACGCGGGGUAUCGCGCGGAUCUCUUCCGUCGGCCACUGGAUAAGACAUUAAUCACUGACUUCUUCGGUGCCGUGAGUCGCGUGGAGGUGAUCGACGCUUUCAGCGAGGAGAUGGCUCUUCCCAUGCAUCUUCUGUCCACAUCGGAUGCUCUCAACAAUGGCACAGAUGAGACAGUCGUAGCAAGUGAUGCUAUCCCGCAGGAGGACGAAACAUCAUCGAUGCUCAAGGAGUCUGCAUACCCUGAUCAGCAGAAAGCGGUCACGCCCACGUGGAAGAAGCAACUGAAAGCUUGGACGUCCUUAUGUCUCGUAGGGGCACUUAUAGGAGGUGUCGUGGCAUUCAGUCGUUAGUUGGUUUGCAUACGUAUUUAUUUGUACAUCAUCGGAGUAAACGAUCACAUCGUCGAUAGAACCUACAGCAUUCUCGCACUUCGACAUCGUUUAUAUUACAAGAUGGAAUGGAGUCGUACGUUGUCGACGCCCGCGAUUUGCUCACGCGAUCCUGUUACUGAAAGUGACUUGCAGAGUUGUGUGGUUGAGACCGUGGUCAUUGUUUUGCAGAAGGAAUUGGACCGUGG
This is a messenger RNA of Punctularia strigosozonata HHB-11173 SS5, 1267 nucleotides long. RefSeq lists its product as uncharacterized. The coding region runs from base 27 to 1040 and encodes 337 amino acids. NCBI's taxonomy places the organism in Eukaryota, Fungi, Basidiomycota, Agaricomycetes, Corticiales, Punctulariaceae. Gene Ontology annotation, biological process: protein localization to cell surface; attachment of GPI anchor to protein; proteolysis. Gene Ontology annotation, cellular component: GPI-anchor transamidase complex. The transcript has 9 exons. The record is from RefSeq and is a predicted model, not a curated record. Gene Ontology annotation, molecular function: GPI-anchor transamidase activity.